ACCACUUUGUCCCCGACAACUACUUUUCACUCCUUUUUUUUAGAUGUCUUGUGGAUGCCAAGGUCACAGCUUCCAGCUCGCGCUUCAUGCCUCGAUCCCAGGAGGACAAAAUCCGGUUCCAGCUGGAGGCCUUCAUGUUCCAGGGGGGAUCCAGUCCUUCUGUAUGUAUUAUGAGUGUUUGGGAGAACGACCUCUCCCAUUUGCUUUGGUUUGUGACCCCUUACCCGUGGUGUCUCUUGCAGAUCUACAUGACGUGUGUUCUGAAGGCCACUCUUGCUUCUGCACCUAGUGACGCGCUCCACAAAUCCUGUUCCUUUGCCAAUGGGUGGCUUGCUGCUGAUGGGAACCACCAGGUUUGUGGUUGCUGUGACUCCACAUGUGGUCCUGAUGGUGGAACUGCUGCUUCUCCUUUUGGAGGUAGGAAGGUGCUUUUAAGCUUGGUUUUUGACCCUUCAAGCACUUAACUCUGGUGUCUGCUUUUUCUAGGCCUUCAGUGGGAAGGGAAGGCCUCGCUCGGUCCUGUAGUGGUUCAAGAGCACAAGAAGACUUUGGCUGGUCUUCAAUAAAUGUGGGGGAGCAAACUUAUUCUUGCUUCGGUUUUUCUUGUCUAGUUUAACCAAUUGAUUUGAGCGAGGAAGCGGGUAGUCCUACUGUACCUAUUCUCUUGCCAGAAGGAAAGGCUCCCUUUUCGCGUUAGGGAAGUUAAUAACCCUUUUAAAGGGACCUGCUGUGAGCUCCCUUUUGAUGAGUACUGUAAAGGUGGAAUACAUUGCCCAUGAUGCUGUAAAGGGACUGCUGUUAAUUGGCACUUGUGCCAAGAGUUCUGCGUGAACGUCCACUUCCUUGAAGCACUGCAGAUUUUGCGUGCCUCUUAUGCAGUGAACUUGAUUUCUUCGUGUUGGUAACUUCAAAUGAGCAGUUUAAUUUUCUCCUUGCAUCCCCAAAUAGGUUUGCUCAGUUAAAUUUGUUUCCUAAUGCUCCUUGUUGACAUCUCUAAUGCUUUUAAAUCCAUGUACAAUAAAAGCGCACUCCCAGUAUCAACACUGGCACAACA
Carassius gibelio (silver crucian carp) is the source of this 1054-nucleotide messenger RNA. Its product is annotated as zona pellucida sperm-binding protein 3-like. The record is from RefSeq and is a predicted model, not a curated record. The transcript has 2 exons. NCBI's taxonomy places the organism in Eukaryota, Metazoa, Chordata, Actinopteri, Cypriniformes, Cyprinidae. The coding region runs from base 87 to 464 and encodes 125 amino acids.